Papilio xuthus (Asian swallowtail) is the source of this 1501-nucleotide messenger RNA. Its product is annotated as putative serine protease K12H4.7. NCBI's taxonomy places the organism in Eukaryota, Metazoa, Arthropoda, Insecta, Lepidoptera, Papilionidae. Gene Ontology annotation, molecular function: dipeptidyl-peptidase activity; serine-type exopeptidase activity. The transcript has a single exon. The record is from RefSeq and is a predicted model, not a curated record. Bases 77 to 1501 code for a protein of 474 amino acids. Gene Ontology annotation, biological process: proteolysis.
UAAUAUACUACAUAGCUCAGUGCGUUGUUACGAAUUUAACUAGAGGGAGUUGAUUCAACUACCGUUGAAACUAAAAAUGUUAAUAUCACACAUUUUUAAAUUAUUAAUUAUCAUCCAUCCCAUUUGCGGCUUCGUUUUCAAUGGUCGAUUUCGAUAUUUGGUAAAAGAAGUGACUUCUGUAUUUCUCGGAACUUAUAUACAUGAAACUAAAUGGUUGGAACAGAAGCUAGACCAUUUUGAUGAGAAAGAAAAUCGUAAAUGGAAUAUGCGUUAUUUUAAAAGAAACGAUUUUUGGAAACCAAAUGGUCCAGUUAUUUUAUUUAUAAGUGGCGAAUCCGAGGCAUCGCCCGGCUUUUUAUACGGGGGUAUGGCAUAUGAAUUGGCUAAGGAAACGAAUGGUGUUCUUUUUGCAUCGGAACACAGAUAUUAUGGAAAAAGUGUUCCCUUAAAAUUCACUAGUGUCGAUUAUUUUAAAUAUUUAAGCGCAAAGCAAGCUCUCGCCGACAAUGCACAUCUCAUACGUACAAUUAAAUCAAAUCCACUUUUUUCUAAAGCUAAAGUAGUCGUGGUUGGUGGUUCUUACGCCGGUAAUUUGGCAGCUUGGAUGAGGUUAUUGUACCCAGAAUUGGUAGACGCGGCAGUAGCAAGCAGUGCACCUGUUCUAGCAAAGAAAGAUUUUUACGAGUAUCUAGAAAAGGUAAACGACGUUUAUGAACAAUACGGCACUAAUAACUGCUUAGCUAGAAUAAAAGAUAAUUUCAAACGGUACGAAAAUUUACUUGAAACUCAAGAUGGCAUCGAAAAGCUAAAGAAGGAAGAGAAUAUUUGCCCCGAAAGUGAUAUGAGUAUACCAGAAAACAAACAACUGUUUUUCCUUUAUAAGGCGUCUGAUUUUAUGCAAAACGUGCAAUAUGGUCGCACUAUAGAUGUCAAAAAGGACUGUGAAACGAUGAAUGAAACCAAACAGAAAUCUCAAAAUAAUGACGAACCGAAUUUUUGGAGAACAGAAAAUCAAUGUAACGACUAUGAUUUCGACAGAAUGAUUGAUAUUUAUUACAAAAAUAAAACGAACGGGAUCGCUUGUUGGACUUACCAAACAUGUACUGAAUUUGGAUACUUUCAGAGUUCUAGUUCAAGUAAGCAACCUUUUACAAACAAUAUACCGGUAGAUUUAUACGUCAAGAUAUGUAUGAAAUCUUUUGGUAUUGAUUUCAAUGACGUUCGAGUUGAUAAUGGAAUAGAAAAAGUUAACAAUAUGUAUAAAGGUUUACAUCCGAAUGUAACAAAAGUUGUGUUUGUCAACGGGGACAUGGAUCCGUGGAGUAGGCUUGGAAUUUUAGAAGACAUAUCGUAUGAUGCUCCAGCUAUAAUUAUUCCUCGUGCUUCCCACUGUAGAGAUUUAGUUGCAAAUUAUAAGAAUAGCGAAGAAGAAUUAAAAGAAGCUAUCAAACAAAUAAAAUACUUGAUUAAGAAAUGGAUUGGUUUUGGAGAAUUUAUUUGA